AUGGAGGAAGUUUCUCUGUGGCUGGGAGUUUCUCCGUGGCAUGGCACUAACAGGUUCAAGUAUUGGCAACCAGACAGAAAAUUGGCACUGCUUGAAUCUCGGACAGAUGUUACCGCGGGUCCCGAACAUAAUUUGGCCCGACGAUUUAUUAGAAGUCAAGUGGAAGUGAGCGUGCACGCCGACCGUGAAGCCUGGUGGACACAGAAGGCUAAGGAAAUGGGAGACCCAGAAAGGUCGAAUCCCCCCUUCUUUGAUAACCUCGAGUUCUGUGUAUCCGAAGCAAACACGCUCCAAAUGAAUAUCGAAUCGGCGGCAGACUGA
Opisthorchis viverrini is the source of this 321-nucleotide messenger RNA. RefSeq lists its product as hypothetical. The record is from RefSeq and is a predicted model, not a curated record. The transcript is spliced from 2 exons. The coding region runs from base 1 to 321 and encodes 106 amino acids. NCBI's taxonomy places the organism in Eukaryota, Metazoa, Platyhelminthes, Trematoda, Opisthorchiida, Opisthorchiidae.